CGGCCCCGCCCCGGCCCCACGGCUACCGCCCCGCCCCCUGUUGCCUGCCCGUAUAAAAGCGCUGGUUCCCUGCCUCCCGGGGAGAAGGAACUUCCUGCCCCGGCGGCUCCGGCUCCAGGUCCAGCCUGCCCGUCCCGCAGGCCUGGACGCUGGCUCAACACCUGUGACUUCACGUGUGCGCGCUGCCACAUCUCUUGUCACACCCAUCGCCACCUUUGCCAAGAAACCCACACCUGGGCAACGUCGUGGCCAUAAACCUUCAACCCACAUCUGUGACCCCAACAACUGUAACAACUGGGCCACACUUGUGACAUCGGGCCAUACUACCUGUGGCGACACAUAAGCAGUUCUUCCCUCACCUGUGGGAACACCUGACUGCCACUCGUGAUCACAUCCCCUCGCAGUGGGAUCAUGGCUGCGGCCCCAGACAGGGGUGCCCCGCGCGUACGGUUCGCAGACUGGCUUUUGGGCGAGGUAAGCAGCGGCCGCUACGAGGGCCUGCGGUGGCUGGACGCGGCUCGCACGCGCUUCCGCGUACCCUGGAAACAUUUUUCGCGGAAGGAUCUGGGAGAGGCCGAUUCGCGCAUAUUCAAGGCCUGGGCCGUGGCCCGCGGCAGGUGGCCGCUCAGCAGCGUCGCAGGCGACCCUCCGACCACCGAAGGCGCGCUCAGGGCCGGCUGGAAAACCAACUUCCGGUGCGCGCUGCACAGCACACAGCGCUUCGUGAUGCUGCAAGACAAUUCGGCGGACCAGGUCGACCCGCAUAAGGUCUACGCGCUCACCUCGGAGAUGGGCUGGAGAGAAGGUCCAGGCAUUAACCAGGACGAGGACCAGGCCCUUGAAGAUGCCCAAUACAUGAGGGGUGAGCUCCCCGGGCCAUGCCUGGUAGAUGUUGAGAGGCCGAACCCUGCGCCCUGUGCCCCAAACCCUCUUCCCAGCCCAGCUGGCUCCGCCGGGGACCUCCUGCUUCAGGCUCUGCAGCAGAGCUCUCUGGAGGACUACCUGCUGGAAGGUGUGGAGGCGGAUCCAAGCCCCACAGAAGCUCCUGAUCCAGAGCUCCCUAGGGGGGAGCUGGACCUGCCAUGGGCAGUGGAAAUGGCCCCCAGCCCCAGGUCACAGCCCCAGGCCCAAAUGACAGGCCCAGCCCAGGAGCCCUGGCAGCCCCAAGAGGCGGAGCCCUGCACCCAGUUGUCAGUGUCCAGCUGCCCACAGCUCGGUCUCCAUGCAGAGCCCAGCCUGGGGGCCCUGGAUGUGACCAUCAUGUACAAGGGCCGAACAGUGCUGCAGGAGGUGGUUGGGCGCCCAAGCUGCGUGCUCCUGUAUGGGGCCCCUCGCCUAGCCAUUGAGGACACAGAGCCCCAGCUCGUGGCCUUCCCCAGCCCCGCCGAGCUGCCAGACCAGAAGCAACUCCACUACACAGAGAAGCUGCUACAGCACGUGGCCCCCGGCCUGCAGCUCGAGCUCCGGGGCCUGAGGCUGUGGGCCCGGCGCCAGGGCAAGUGUAAGGUCUACUGGGAGGUGGGCGGCCCCCUGGGCUGCGACAGCCCCUCCACCCCAGCCCGCCUGCUGCAAAGGAACUGCUACACGCUCAUCUUUGACUUUCGCAGCUUUUUCCGAGAGCUGGUGGAAUUCCGGGCUCGCCAGCGCCAGGGCUCCCCACACUAUACCAUCUACCUGGGCUUUGGGCAGGACCUGUCAGCCGGGAGACCCAAGGAGAGGAGCCUAGUCCUGGUGAAGCUGGAGCCAUGGCUGUGCCGGGCACACGUGGAGGGUGUACAGCGGGAAGGCGUGUCCUCUCUGGACAACAGCAGCCUGAGCCUCUGCCUGUCCAGCACCAACAGCCUGUACGAUGACCUGGAGCGCUUCCUGGACUUCCUCAUGGAGGUGGAGCAGCCCGCCUAGGGCUGCCGGGGCUGCCCCAAAUCGAAUAAAAAGAACCAAGAACCUG
Molecule: messenger RNA, 1948 nt
Organism: Rhinolophus ferrumequinum (greater horseshoe bat)
Lineage: Eukaryota; Metazoa; Chordata; Mammalia; Chiroptera; Rhinolophidae
Gene: IRF7
Product: interferon regulatory factor 7
Exons: 10
Coding region: 412-1902 (496 amino acids)
Biological process (GO): regulation of transcription by RNA polymerase II; immune system process
Cellular component (GO): nucleus
Molecular function (GO): protein binding; DNA-binding transcription factor activity, RNA polymerase II-specific; RNA polymerase II cis-regulatory region sequence-specific DNA binding
Source: RefSeq, a predicted model, not a curated record